Molecule: messenger RNA, 1485 nt
Organism: Armigeres subalbatus
Lineage: Eukaryota; Metazoa; Arthropoda; Insecta; Diptera; Culicidae
Exons: 3
Coding region: 1-1485 (494 amino acids)
Source: RefSeq, a predicted model, not a curated record
AUGGAUGACCCUAUGGGCUCAAGCCGCCAUCGUGUGGAGCAUCGAACGCCCACUGGCAAGCCGCCGGUAUCACGACGCCAUCGCGACAACUGCGUCGCCAGCACGGUAGGAAGAGCCAUCAUCUUCGGCACACCGCCGGAAGAACGCUCGUCUUCGGCACACCACCGGAAUAACCUUCGUCUUCGGCACACCGCCGGAAGAACCACCGUCUUCGGCACACCGCCGGAAAAACGCUAUGUCUUCGGCGUCCCGCCGGAAAACCUCAGUCUUCUGCACACCGCCGGAAAAACCCUACGUCUUCGGCGUCCCGCCGGAAAACCUUCGUCUUCGGCGUCCCGCCGGAAAACAUCGUCUUCGGCACUCCGCCGGAAAGCCCUCCGUCUUCGGCACCCGCCGGAACCCGUCACCGCUACCAAAAAUCCUGCGCAGUGUUGCCCCAGCUCCCCAGCCCUGGGCCCCAGCCCCAGCCCUGCCCCAGCCCGCCCAGCCCCCGCCAGCCCAGCCUGGCUCCGCCCCAGCCUGCCCAGUCCGCCCAGCCCCGCCCAGCCCGGCCUCAGCCCCGCCCAGCCCGGCUCAGCCUGCCCCAGCCCGCCCAGCCUGGGCUCAGCUCCGCUCAGCCUGGCUCAGCCCGCCUGCCCCAGCCUGCCCAGCCUGGCCUGUGCCUGGCUCAGCCUGCCUCAGCCUGCCUGCGCCUGGCUCCGUGCCCGUGCUCAGCCCGCCCAGCCUGCGCUCCAGCCUGGGCUCAGCCCGCUCAGCCCGUCUGCCUCAGCCCGUCUCAGCCUGCUCAGCCUGCCUCAGCCUGCCUGCCUCAGCCUCCGCCCAGCCCCAGCCAGCCUGCCCAGCCUGGCUCAGCCCGCCUCAGCCUCAGCCCCGCUCAGCCUGGCUCUCAGCCUGCCUCAGCCCGCCUCAGCCUGCCUGCCAGCCCUGCUCCGCCCAGCCUGGCCCCAGCCCGCCCCAGCCUCAGCCCAGCCUCCUGCCCGUGCCCUGGGCUCAGCCCCAGCCCCAGCCCUCAGCUCCAGCUCCCAGCCCAGCCCGCCUCAGCCUGGCCUCAGCCUGCGCUCAGCCUGGCCUCAGCCCAGCCUGCCUGCCCAGCCAGCCAGCCUCAGCCUGCUCAGCCUGCCUCAGCCCAGCCUGCUCAGCCUGCCCCAGCCCGGGUCAGCCCAGCUCAGCUCCCCACCAGCCUGGGCCCAGCCCGCACCAGCCUCCAGCCUGGCUCAGCCCGCCCAGCCUGGGCCCCAGCCUGGGCUCAGCCUGGCCUCAGCCAUGCCUGCCCAGCCUGGCUCAGCCCUGGGCUCAGCCUGCUCAGCCUGCUCAGUUGCCCAGCCCGCUCAGUGGGCUCAGCCUGGCUCAGCCUCAGCCUGCCCGCCCGCCUUGCCUGCCUGCUCACCAGCCUGCUCAGCCUGCCUGCGCCCGGCUCAAGCCUGCCUUAAAGCCUGCUUGUGCCUGCUUGCUCAGGCUAAAGCCUGCUCAAAGCUUGCUCGUUAA